UCACAGCCAUAUGCGUUGAAUGACCAGCGCGUAAACCGCACGACAAGGCAACCAAUGCUCGAACAAGAACGUAUUGAUAGAAGAGUCUAAGAAGAGUUAAUACAAAUGUGCGAUCAACUUUUGAUAAGUCAGCUUCAUCAACAUCAAUUGCAGACUGAAAUAUCAAAUCAAUAAUGUUGGUUGACAGUUGAUGAGUUGUGAGGAACUUGUUGAAAAGCUGUUGCUGGCCACUAACCUAUAGCCUCAUCCUUUUUAUAAAAAGGAUGUAAAAUUUUCAUCAAAACCUUGUGAUUAUUAACAUUGUUUUGUGAUGGUGUUUCACUGUUUGACUCAGUUUGACUUUGGAGUGUCACAUACCAAAUAUUGUACAUAAUUCUAGAUGAUAAAGAAUCUAAAAGACCAUCUAGCUAGAUGAAAUUGGAUUAUAAUAGUGUAGUCAUUCUAGCUAACAAGAUAAUUUUACAUAGAUUUUUUAAAGUUAACAUGACAGAGAAUGUACACACCUACAUUGGAUAUGAUUCUACAUGUUCAAGGAGGAUACCUACUUCAUAUUAUGACUUCUGAGUGACAAAAUGUUUUAUUUCACACCAGUAAAGUUUUUAAUUUUCUAAUGAUUACAACAAAAGUUAUUAGACACUGAAGCUGUCAAACUAUAUAUGGGAAAUCAAAAUGUAUGAUUAAUUUUAAAAUUGAAAUGUUUUGUUAAGUCUGAUUUCUACAAAAUAAGCAGUUCAACAAAAUGGGUUUAUCAUGGAUCUGUUCAGGAAGUGAAACUUCUAAUCCACUGAAAAUACUUGGUAAUGUCUUCAUCGCUUUCAUAGGAGCUGGAAUUUUAGGACUACCUUAUGCAUUCAAAGAGGCAGGAAUAAUAGAAGGAACUGUACUUAUGAUAUUGCUUGCAGUUUUAAGUGUGAGAUCAAUGCUGCUAUUGCUAGAAUGUAAAUAUCACAUCAUUGCUGUCUACGAGUCUGAAGAUCAUCAAAUGGGAAUGAAGGAGGAUGGACUGUUUUCUUAUUUCUCUGGGUCUGGUGAAGAAACACAUGAUCUGCUCAAAGAGGAAGGGAAUCUCUUCACUAGGAUCAAAGAUUUUAAACCUUUUGUGAGUGAAGAUCUGUCUUAUGGUGAUAUUGGCUAUGAAUCUUUGGGUGCUAUUGGUCGUCUGCUGGUUGAUCUGGUGGUUGUAUUGUCACAAAUAGGUUUCUCUUGUGCUUACCUGAUAUUUAUUUGUAGAAACUUGUCUCACUUCUUGCCCUCGGUAGAAAUGGCCUACUGGCUGAUCAUAUUACUUCCACCUCUCAGUCUGUUGACUUUGUUCAGAAAUUUAAAUAGCUUGGCAGUCACAAGUAUAUUGGCCCAGUGUGCUAAUUUGUUUGCAUUCAGCAUUGUGUUCUGGUUUGACUUUCAUCAUGCCGCUAAUGUCAGCCUACAUCCUAGAGAAAUAGCCCUUGAAAACCUGCCAUACUUUGCAGUCAUAGCCAUCUAUUGUUAUGAGGGAGCUGGUCUAGUGUUACCACUUGAAAGUUCCUUGGUUAAGGAAGUCAGACCUCAGUUCAACAAGUAUUUUAUCUCUACACUGGUGGGUAUAACAGUCCUGUAUAUAACAUUUGGCAUCUGCGGUUAUCUGUCAUUUGGUCCUGACACCAAUCAGAUUAUCACAUUAAACCUUCCUCAUGGUGAUGGCUUCAGUUUUGCUGCUGUGGUCAAGUCCUGUAUGUGCUUUGCACUUUUCCUAACAUACCCAGUUAUGAUGUUUCCUGUAAUGAAAAUACUUGAGCAUUACUUUAUAAUUGAUGCUGAUAGGGCAAUAUGGAAAGGGAAUGUGCUGCGUGGGCUUGUGGUUCUGGUGACCGGUGUUGUGGUCAUCAUGAUACCCAACUUUGCUGACCUGAUGGCAGUAGUUGGAGCCAGCUGCUGCACAUUGACGGUCUUCAUCCUUCCAGCAGCAUUUCAUUUAAAGCUUCACAAAGGAUUGCUGACAAAAAAACAGAUGGCUUUAGAUUGGUUCAUCAUUUGUGUUGGUAUUGCUGGGGCAAUAUUUGGUCUGUGGGAUGCAAUACGAAGGUCCUCAGUGGUGGACAUUAUUCUAGAGAUUACAACACCAAGCACGGCAGGGACAUCUACUCUUGUUUCCAACAAUGUUACAACACAUGUUUCCCAGGCCAACACCAGUGAUUUUGUCUCUGCAGCCAUGACUUCAAUAACUACCACCACCAAAUCAGUGACUAAAAGUUUGGUUCAGUGGAAAUUCCAGGCCCUCACUACUACCUUGCUGCCUCCCAUUAAUAACAGCUCUUUGACUUAGCAUUAUAUCAAUUUGUUGUAUUGUUGUUGUAACUUGCCAGUUUGUACAUGAGUUAAUGUAUGAAGCUUUAAGGAAAACUGUACAUAUAUAUAUAUAUAAAUAGAUAGAUAUAUUUAACUGUUGAUUGUAUAUUAUUAAAUAAUGUUAAUAAUGUAUUACUUGUUGGUGGUAAAAAAAAAUAAAGUUCUUUAAUGAAAUCGUGCAAAUAGGUUUUAAAACAUUUUUUGUCCAGAUGCCAGUAAAUGGAAGAAAACAUUUUUAAAAAUAAAUAUUAGAUGUAGAAUAAUUAAAACUUUCAUUAAAUCAUUAAACUAGGAUUUCACACUUCAUGGUAGGUAACUUUAACACAUCCAGAGGCAAUGAUAAGUGAAGUUUCAUAUAGACACAAGAUUCUCCACUUGAUGGACGAUAUAAUUUUAUCUAAUUCAGUGAACCUCUAGUAUGUACAUUAUUCAUUAAUACUAAUAGAGAGCUUAACAUAGCAAGUGCUAGGGUGGGGAUGGAAGAACCCAGCAAUGUUUUCUUGAUUUUAAGUCCAUUCCACAAACUUAUGUAUUUAUUCGACAAUGCUUAUAUUUGGCAUUUUGAAGUAAUUAAAAGUAUUUUAAUUUU
Molecule: messenger RNA, 2914 nt
Organism: Biomphalaria glabrata
Lineage: Eukaryota; Metazoa; Mollusca; Gastropoda; Planorbidae
Exons: 18
Coding region: 740-2302 (520 amino acids)
Biological process (GO): amino acid transmembrane transport
Cellular component (GO): vacuolar membrane
Molecular function (GO): amino acid transmembrane transporter activity
Source: RefSeq, a predicted model, not a curated record